Molecule: messenger RNA, 1107 nt
Organism: Oikopleura dioica
Lineage: Eukaryota; Metazoa; Chordata; Appendicularia; Copelata; Oikopleuridae
Source: the annotation of a GenBank genome assembly
AUGUCCACAAAAGAGGAAAAGAACUGUUUUCUCCCUACUGUUCACGUGAAUGAUGGAUGGAUUUCUGGUGAACAAGGAUCUACGAUUGUGAAAAAAGAGUGCAGAAACAUCGAUGAAUGCGAGUAUGGCUUAGAUGACUGUGGAGGAAGCUCAAGAUGUGUGGACACUGAUGGAAGCUACGAAUGCGACUGCAACUAUGAUAACGAGUGGAAAUAUUUACGCCCAAAUUCGUACAAUGAGACAACACGAACUUGUCAGAAAUACGAUGACUGCGCGAGUUCGCCAUGCGAUCAAGUUUGCACAAAUACUGAUUCCGACAUUUGGCCUUUUUACGAGUGUUCGUGUUUGCCUGGCUACCUUAUGGAGAAAACAUCAGAAAAUUACGAUUUUCAUUGGUGCAGGAUUGAUGAAACACUGCCGAAGAUUUGCGAUAGUGAUGGACGAGAGUGUCAAUACAAAUGCGUCGAUGAUAAUCUAAAUGGAUCCAAAUGUCUGUGUCCCCAUGGAUACACCGAAGUCAACGGAACUUGUGAAGAUAUUAACGAAUGCGAUUAUGAAUUCCUUGACCGCGAUCCCGGAGAAAUAUGUGUCAAUCUUCAUGGUUCAUAUCAACUUUUCAUAAUGUUUGAUGAAGAAAACAGCUUAUGCCUUCCUGAUUAUAGACUAUCUAAUUAUAGGCAAUUUGAUUCUUCCGAUUUUUCGUGUGAUUUGCUGACUGACGAGUGCCCAACUGAUCUUCCAGAUUGCCCAGAUCGCGCUUCAUAUUUCACUAAAGAACUUCUGAAUUUCACGUCGCCGCAUGAGCAAUUUGUGGGUGAAAUUGCUCCUCUAGCGAGUGAGGGUGAUUCUCUUGAACACAGCUUCGACAUUUAUAAGAACAAGGACGCACCAGCUGAAUAUUUGGAAAACAUCGACAAUUUCUUUAUCCAUCGCCGGAACGACACUUUUGCCGAGCUUUAUUUCAAUGGGACAAUUCCUGAAUCAGACAGCAAUAUGUGGAGAUACGGUGCAACCGUCAUUUACACUGCUAAGGGUCAGAACGACUCAGAUGUUAUUCGAAAAGAAGCAUUCUUAUAUUUUAUUUUUACGUCAAAAUAUGAUUUCUGA